Molecule: messenger RNA, 466 nt
Organism: Tauraco erythrolophus (red-crested turaco)
Lineage: Eukaryota; Metazoa; Chordata; Aves; Musophagiformes; Musophagidae
Source: RefSeq, a predicted model, not a curated record
AUGAAAGCACAACAUGCUCUUCAGAGGUUCCAAACCAAGCUACAACUUUCUUCUGAAGUCCCGCACCAUAUAUUAAAAGAACACAGAAAUAGAUGAGACUUUUUUUUUCCUUUUCUCAUCCCAGAACUUGGCUGGAUCUCAAAAGUGCAUGUGAAUCGACCUGCAGUUGUGAGGCAUGCAGAACAAAUUAAAAAAUGGAGAACUGUGAAAGGUAAUUGGCAAGCUGCCUGGCUGCUGAAAGCUGUCACCUGCAUCGAUCUUACCACUCUUUCAGGCGAUGAUACUCCUUCAAAUGUUCACAGGCUGUGUUUUAAAGCAAAGCAUCCCAUCAGAGAGGAUCUGCUGAAAGCCUUGGACAUGCAUGAUAAAGGUAUUACUGUUGGAGCAGUGUGUGUAUAUCCCGCGAGAGUCACCGAUGCUGUUAAUGCCCUAAAGGCUGCUGGUUGUAACAUACCAGUAGCUUCAG